Molecule: messenger RNA, 2075 nt
Organism: Rhineura floridana
Lineage: Eukaryota; Metazoa; Chordata; Lepidosauria; Squamata; Rhineuridae
Gene: COPS8
Product: COP9 signalosome subunit 8
Exons: 8
Coding region: 185-817 (210 amino acids)
Biological process (GO): COP9 signalosome assembly; protein deneddylation
Cellular component (GO): COP9 signalosome
Source: RefSeq, a predicted model, not a curated record
AUUUUUCUUAGCCACGUUCGGCGCAAGCAAAUCGGUUGACAAGUGCGGUGGAGUGACGUCAGUCCUCUGCGCCGGAAGCUGAGGAAAAAGGCGCGUACGCUCGUCUCUAGGAAACUCCCCUCUACUCCACUUGUUUGGGCGGCGUCUGCCAGGAGGUGAGUUGAAGCGGGCGCAGGGCGCGAAGAUGCCAGUGGCGGUGAUGGCGGUGGCGGCGAGCGGUGCCUUCAGCUACCGGAAGCUGCUGGAGCAGUGCGAGACUCAGGAGCUGGAGGCCCCUGGAGGAAUAGCAACGCCACCUGUUUAUGGUCAACUCCUUGCUUUGUACCUUUUACAUAAUGACAUGAAUAAUGCACGAUAUCUGUGGAAAAGAAUACCUCCUGCUAUUAAAUCUGCAAAUCCUGAGCUUGUUGCAAUUUGGUCAGUAGGGCAGAGAAUCUGGCAAAGAGAUUUCCCUGGAAUUUAUACAACAAUUGGUGCACAUCAGUGGUCUGAGUCUAUUCAGCCCAUCAUGGAAGCACUUCGAGAUGCAACAAGGCGGCGAGCAUUUGGACUGGUCUCUCAAGCAUAUACCUCAAUAAGUGCAGAUGACUUUGCAGCCUUUGUUGGACUUCCUGUAGAGGAAGCAGUGAAAGGUGUUCUUGAUCAGGGAUGGCAAGCAGAUUCAUCAACUCGCAUGGUUAUGCCUAAAAAGCCAGGCCCCCAAGAGCCUUCAUUCAAUAGAUUUCACCCAUUAUCAGAACCUGCUCCAGUUCCACCAAUUCCUAAUGAACAGCAGUUGGCCCGGUUAACUGACUAUGUGGCUUUCCUUGAAAACUGAUAACUCCCGUUGUUCAUUCAUCACAUCCUGUGUACUUCUAAACCUUUCAAUAUUAUGCUUAUCCUGUUGAAUGUUGCAGUAUAUGCACUAUUAUGGAAUACGCUGGUAAAACAGUUCUGUAUUUCCCCUUCACGUCUGUUUUGCUGGAGCAAAGUUUUGGUUCAGUUUAUUCCCCAUAAUUUUCAGCCAGGCGCACAGCAGUAUUAUAUAUGAGGUUUUAAACUCUUGUGCUUCAUUAUGAGGGAGACAGCACCUCUUCUGCUGUGAUCUGUUGUAAAUGCAGCAGUGUAGAAAAGUGUUAACCAUUUUCAUGAAUGGCAUAAAAAACAGACACUAAAAGGACAUGGAGGGAUUGUAUACCGACCAGGGGACAAGUCGUAGGAGUCAAUAUUACUGUCUUCUUUGUUUAUAAUGAGCUCCUUCCGUUGGCUGCUUUUACAAUUUUUAAUUACCUAAUGGAAUCUCCUGACUUGAGGCAAAUGUUGUCUGCUCUGUGUCAUGCUGCUUUUUCUCUUUAAAAGAAAACUAAGCAGAGUAACCAUUUUAAAAAUGUUUGAGCACCCGUUAAGUCUUUGGUGGGGGGGGCGGAGAUGCAAAUAUUGGGGUAUGUUUUUCAGAGCUUCAUUGCUUAACAAUAGCUACAAGAUAGUCUCAUCAGUGUCUAUGUUCUUUCAAACAUAUCUGCCCUGUAUUUGUUUAAGUCGGUAGUUUUAUUGCCUAGCCUUCUCUCAUUCUGGAAGAUGCUUGCCAUUAGUGGGGAAAAACCAGUUAUAUGACUGAUGCAAAUGGAUGAAAUUAUGCUGCAAUUUUGGAUCCAAUAGAGCAUUCCUGAAUUGGAAUCUUGCUAGUAUUGUUAACUUCUGUACUAACAACGAAGAAUCAAGUGCCCCAGCCAUUCACUUGCCACCAUUCCCUUGCAUUUAAAAUACGAUCCUCCUCAAGAGUCUCACUCUUUUUUGUUCCCCUCUUCAGUCAUUGGACAGUCAUCAUUUCAUGGAUUGUCUCUCUGAAAUUGCCGGUGUCUGUCCUUCUGUAGUGACACUUAUUCUCCUAGUGCACUCUGUACAUUCUGAAGCUGUUUUGGAUGUGUUUGGGUGCAAGAGAGUCCCACUAUGUGCACAGUUACUUUAGGAGCCUCUUUGUGAGUGUAACCAUUGAUCUCAAACUAUUAUUUAUUUGAAAAUCUUUUAAAGCUUCAACUCUCUAAGUAGUUGAUGGAAGCUUAAUUUUGGUAAUAUUAAAAUAUGUUUACAUCAGA